This is a messenger RNA of Ooceraea biroi (clonal raider ant), 1702 nucleotides long. RefSeq lists its product as uncharacterized. Lineage: Eukaryota; Metazoa; Arthropoda; Insecta; Hymenoptera; Formicidae. The record is from RefSeq and is a predicted model, not a curated record. Gene Ontology annotation, cellular component: nucleoplasm.
UGGACACGGGCAAUAACGCAUAAGUGCUCCUGUGUGCGGGAAUCCUAAGACCGUUUUUUUGAUGAUAGACUAGUGGAAAUGUCGAUCGGCCAAUCACGAAGCGAGAUUCAAAUUACGAAACUGAUUCAAACACCGUCAUAAUUUAUGGCGCGAUUUGUUAGGAGCGAGAUGCUUCGAGUGGCGUUGACUUAAAAAGUUCGUCGACUUUGAGUGUAAUUGUGUAGUGCUGACAGUAUUUAUAUAUGGAUAUUAUUUGUGACAAUAACUAUGGCGUCGAUAUCAAUCAUCAAACGUCAGCUGAUUACUGUAAUAAAGAGAUUCAAAUUCGAGGAAUUGGAAAGCGCCGUAAUGCCCAUUUUCCCAGAGAUAUCGUGGAAGCGAGUCAGGUCGAAGUUGGUUAAGAACCAUCAAAAUUUUAAUGUCGCUAAUGCUGCGCGUGUUAUUGAAGAAACUCUCAACAGUAUAAAUUUGGGAGAAAAGGACUUGCGCGACAGAUUGGGGAUGCUUGAAGUGACAGACGUAAGCAGACACGACAAACGAAAGAUAUGGUACUGCUACGAGUUAACGGGUCUUGGUAGACAGGUGAAUUAUCUUGGGAGACGGGAGAUUGAAGACAACAUCAGAGAGGAAUUUCACUCAAGCAGCAUAAACGCAGGUGUGAAGGCCGCAAUGCACGACGACAUCAUGUUUGUGUCUGUCAAGGAAAGACCGAAAAGGAAACGCGUUCAGCAUACUACGCCGGUCUUUUUCGCUCUGUUCCUGGGACGCAAGCACUUUUUCUGCUCCAAGAAGAACGUCUCGCUCGAGUUUGUAAAGGCGAUAAGCAUCACUAUGGGAUACACAAACAGCAAGAGGAUUAUGCUCACGGGGAGAAAUCUUCGAUCCUUAAUAAGAUUAUUAUGGAUCAAGCAGCAAGGGGUCUUAUGCGCCAAGAACAUUAGCCAGCCGACGGUUUACAAACCGUCCGACCCUGUUAUCACGAAUUUUGGUAUAGACUAUACGCAGAGUAAGCAACGGAAAAACUACAUCGAGCAUUGCUUCGGCAAGGAUCCACCAACGUUCGAGUUACUUGUCAUAAAGGCACCAAACGAAUCUAUCGAGCACAAAGAGUUGGCCUCGAAAUUGCCUACUGAUAGCAUACGCAUGAGCUGGGAAUUUCGUAGUCACAACAUACCCAGGUUCUUGUCCAGCUUAGUGGAGAAACGUGUAUUCGUGCUGCCGUUGCCCGAAUACGUGUCUAAUCUGAUGACUUUAGGAAAAAACGAAUUGAAGCUUCAGACCGGCUGACCGGCAGCCGUACGUGUAGGUUCUUAUGGCGAAGACGAAACGAGCGCUCCAAGUGUCCGUGAAGUAUCACCGUCAAGAAGUACUAAAGUGUUUAAUUUCAUAACAAAGUUUUGCGCGCGAAACUGCAGGCUCGAUCGUAGCUGAUUAUUGUACAUAAGAUAGAAAUUUGAAUAGAUCUGUACAUAAAUUAUAUUUCCUGACCUAAUGCAAUGAGCAAAUUGCUGUGACGGAUAGAGCAAUAAAUGUAUAAGGAAUCAAUUGUUAAAAUUGAUUUUCUUUUACUAACUGACGAGGAUAAGAGCCAUGAAAGAGCGAGUGUUUUACUGUGUCAAACCUUUUGUAAUCUAGCUCUUUUGUCGUACAAUCGAAACGUGCCAUCAAAGCUGCUCUGUUACAUUAAUAAAGUACGUUUUCC